Molecule: messenger RNA, 710 nt
Organism: Alternaria rosae
Lineage: Eukaryota; Fungi; Ascomycota; Dothideomycetes; Pleosporales; Pleosporaceae
Exons: 2
Coding region: 162-608 (148 amino acids)
Source: RefSeq, a predicted model, not a curated record
ACCGCCCCUGCACCUCGGUCCAGUUGCCGCGACACUAGACUGACGAAAAAACCACGAAAACACACUGCAAUCUUGUAGUGCCGAAAGUGCCCGCAAGUGUGUAUAUACAAUAGCGACCCACCCCGUACGCUAUAGUCACAUCAAUAUUCACCCUCACCACCAUGCACUUCGAAUCUUCUCCAGGCUCCUCUCCAAGCUCCUCGCCAUCCAAGUCGAUGCCCAUCAGCAUCUCGCCCAGGAACAUGGCUUCACCAACAUCGUCGCUGUACAGCAACUACUCUACCAGCUCUUCAUCAUCGCGUGGCUCAACAUGUGCUUACCCAUCAUGGCCUACCGGUCCAUCGCUCGACCACCGCAGUGCACCUUCAUCCUACAUCAGCGACGCAGACCUCUUUGGUGAGGACUUUGACGACGACUUUGCCUGCCCCUUCCUCGACAAGGCUCCCGCUCCACCACGCCAGUACCCCAUGGCGACAGCACUCCCCGUCUUGCCACCACUGUACGCGCCCAAGAAGCCCAAGAGCGAGCGCCGCCGCAGCAGUGGCAAGCAGCGUCGCACUUCCAAGCCCAUGACUCCCAUCUCGGAGUCACCAGAGCAGGUUGAAUGAGCAAGCAUCGAGCGAUAGCAUUCGUGUUAUUUAACCUAUCUUGACGACAUCAACGUCACUAUUGUAGGCGCGCGCGUCAGCAGCGCGCUGGCAUGGCUGAGU